This is a messenger RNA of Acaulospora morrowiae, 1008 nucleotides long. NCBI's taxonomy places the organism in Eukaryota, Fungi, Glomeromycota, Glomeromycetes, Diversisporales, Acaulosporaceae. The record is from the annotation of a GenBank genome assembly.
AUGCCGUCAAGAACGGUGGCCUCCUCUUCCACCAAUUCGCAUAAAUAUUCGAAGGCAAAGAAACACACUCAACAUCAUGUGGAUGAAUUCUCUCUGGAAUUUCCUCUCGAUGAUUCCUACGUUGACGCGUUCGAGAAAGCUCUCAAUGCCGAUCCAGACGACGAUUCAACAGAACAUAUUGCCGCCGCUACGGAUUUUAUGCCAAUUAGACAAAAGAUUAAAAAGAAAAGGCAAAAGGUUCCCAGUGGGUUUGAAGGAAUUUCCUAUCACAUUGUGAGGUUUCCUAUGAUGUUGAUCAUUUUUAUAAUUAUUGCAUUUGAACUUUUACUUUACUUUUUGGUGCGUCAAAUUGUGAAUCUGCGUGGCGAAAGAUAUCUUCUUAGAGAGAAACUUCGACGAACAACAACGUAUGAAGAAUGGGUGGUUGCCGCAAAUGAACUCGACGAACACUUUAACUACAAUGAGUGGAAAAACGAGAUUCCAUUUGGAUAUUAUGAUUUUAACCUUUUACAAAAGGUCAAUCGAGAUCUUAAAAAUUUAAUGAAAGGUCCGAAUGAAAAUGCAUUGCUUUUGAAAAACGCCGUUCAAAAUUGUGUGAAAAACAAUUUUGCUGGUGUAGAAAAUGUUAGAUUAUAUUCUCAGACCUAUUACGGAACAAAAAAACUAGUGGAAAACUAUUACAAUGAAGUAACCGAUGCUUUGGAUUUCCUUCGAACAACAAACUCAUUAUCGCUGGAGGAUAAGAAAAAAAUUUUCAGGAAUAUGCACAAAAACUACGGUCGAACUGCACUUUGUUUGAGUGGUGGUGCAUGCUUUGGUUAUUAUCAUCUCGGAAUAGUUAAAGCUCUGUUCGAUGCUGACGUCUUGCCAACAGUAAUCACCGGUACCAGCGCUGGUGCUUUGAUUGCUGCGCUAAUUGGUGUGAGGAAGGAUGAUGAAUUAUCACAAGUUUUGAAUCCCAAACUUAGUUCGCGCCUCACUGCGUGUUCUGAAACGUUUACCGAUUGG